Messenger RNA from Drosophila persimilis, 522 nucleotides. Its product is annotated as protein midgut expression 1. NCBI's taxonomy places the organism in Eukaryota, Metazoa, Arthropoda, Insecta, Diptera, Drosophilidae. The coding region runs from base 46 to 276 and encodes 76 amino acids. The transcript has 3 exons. The record is from RefSeq and is a predicted model, not a curated record.
UCCUUGUCAAUCUAAUACAGACGCCUGUUUAAAACUCACCGAAAAAUGUGCAAGUGCCUCGCCGGUAACGUAGCGUGUUGCUGCUUUAAUUGCGCCCUUAGUGUGCUAAUAUCAAUCAUCAGUACAUUUCUAAUCGUUUUCAUUGUGGUCGGCUUGGUUGUGUACUUUGUUUACUACCACGAAAAGGAGGAUGAUGUCUCUAAACUCAAAGACACGGUCACCGAUAACUUCCAGUCAGGCAUUGACAAAAUAAAAAAUGUUCUAAGCAAGACAUAAGCUUGCGUAUAAAAAUAAGUGAAUAUGCCACCAACCACCUACUGAAGCGAAAAGCCGAAAACCAAAAUGAUGAUAAUCAAGCAUUUCCAGUACCAGUACAAAUAAACAGUUCACCAUUUCAUUGGUCCCGAAUCUCUAUAUACAAUCAUGUUCCAAUAGAUAUAUAUAUAUAUAUGUAAAACACAACUAUUUAUACCCUUUUAAAUACAGAAAAAUUAAAUUCAAAUCAAAUGGUGUAAAAUAAAA